Molecule: messenger RNA, 3234 nt
Organism: Nycticebus coucang (slow loris)
Lineage: Eukaryota; Metazoa; Chordata; Mammalia; Primates; Lorisidae
Gene: PRIM2
Product: DNA primase subunit 2
Exons: 15
Coding region: 248-1816 (522 amino acids)
Biological process (GO): DNA replication, synthesis of primer
Cellular component (GO): alpha DNA polymerase:primase complex
Source: RefSeq, a predicted model, not a curated record
UAGGUCUGGGAGGAAAAGGAGAUCCCUGCUUUACACCCUUUCCUCAGAUGGCUUUUAGGUUAUUGGCAACUAACUUUAACAACUGCUAGAGGACUCUCAGCACUUCAAACAGAGAAACCUUUCGGGAGUCAGUAACUGCAGUGUCCUCAGGAGAAUUUCCAGGAAUCCAUGGCAGUGGAUCCAUCUAUCCCAGGAAAAAAAUCAUAUUGCUCCCGGAAAGAUGGAGUUUUUACUAUGUGAGACCUGAAUGAUAGAUUGCAUUUUGUUGUUCAAAGAGAAGAAAAUGCAGGUAACCAAGAUGCUGUUUUCUGGAGGAAAGAGGAGAAAGCUGAGAUUGGCAGGUGACCAGAAAAAUUCUGUCUAUCCUCAUUGCCUUCAGUUUUACUUGGAACCACCUUCUGAAAACAUAUCUUUGACAGAGUUUGAAAACUUCGCUAUUGAUAGACUUAAAUUGCUAAAAUCAGUUGAAAAUCUUGGUGUGAGCUAUGUGAAAGGAACUGAGCAAUACCAGAGUAAGUUAGAAGCUGAGCUUCGAAAGCUCAAGUUUUCCUACAGAGAAAACUUAGAAGAUGAAUAUGAACCGCGAAGAAAAGAUCAUAUUUCUCAUUUUAUUGUGCGCCUUGCUUAUUGCCAAUCCGAAGAUCUCAGACGCUGGUUCAUUCAACAAGAAAUGGAUCUCCUUAGAUUUCGAUUCAGUAUUUUACCCAAGGACAAAAUUCAAGAUUUCCUAAAGGAUAGCCAUUUGGAGUUUGAGGCUAUAAGUGACAAUGAGAAGAGUCUCCGAGAAAAGGACAUUAUUGCCUCAUCUCCAACUGUCUUCGAGUUGGAGUCAGUUUAUAAGGUUCCUUUUCCUGAUGCUCUGGAUUUGUUCCGAGGAAGGAAAGUCUAUUUGGAAAAUGGCUUUGCUUACGUACCACAUAAAGAUAUCGUGGCAAUCAUCCUGAAUGAAUUUAGAGCCAAACUUUCCAAAGCUUUGGCAUUAACAGCCAGGUCCCUGCCUACUGUGCAGUCUGAUGAAAGACUUCAGCCUCUGCUCAAUCACCUCAGUCAUUCCUAUACUGGCCAAGAUUACAGUAUACAGAGAAAUGUUGGAAAGAUUUCUUUAGAUCAGAUUGAUUCGCUUUCUACCAAAUCCUUCCCACCCUGCAUGCGUCAGUUACAUAAAGCCUUGCGGGAAAAUCACCAUCUUCGUCAUGGAGGCCGAAUGCAGUAUGGCCUUUACCUGAAGGGCAUUGGUUUGACAUUGGAACAGGCCUUGCAGUUCUGGAAGCAAGAAUUUAUCAGAGGAAAGAUGGAUCCAGACAAGUUUGAUAAAGGUUACUCUUACAACAUCCGUCAUAGCUUUGGAAAGGAAGGCAAGAGGACAGACUAUACACCUUUUAGUUGCAUGAAGAUUAUUCUAACCAAUCCACCAGGACAAGGGGAUUAUCAUGGGUGCCCAUUCCGUCACAGUGACCCAGAGCUGCUGAAGCAGAAGUUGCAGUCAUACAAGGUCUCUCCUGAGAGGAUAAGCCAGAUUUUGGAUUUAGUAAAGGGUUCACAUUACCAGGUAGCCUGUCAGAAAUACUUCGAGAUGACACAUAACGUGGAUGAUUGUGGCUUUUCUUUGAAUCAUCCUAAUCAGUUCUUUUGUGAGAGUCAGCGUAUUCUAAAUGGAGGCAAAGACAUCAAGAAGGAGGCUGCCCAACCGGAAACUCUUCAACCAAAGCCAAACAUCCAGAAAACCAAGGAUGCAUCAUCUGCUCUGGCCUCUUUGAAUUCCUCCCUGGAAAUGGAUGUGGAUAUGGAGGGACUGGAGGAUUACUUUAGUGAAUGAUUCUUGGGCAGUUUAGUAACCCCUUUCCUCUGAAGCUUCCAUUUCUUCUUUCUAACAUUCGGCCUUUUUCUCUUUUAACUUUAUCUUUUUCCUUCAUCCCACCCCAGUCUGUUGACACGUAUACACACUCAUUAAGAAGGCACACUUGCCGGUAAAACCACAGACCCCCUACUAUGUUUUGCUUUGACAAAAGGGAGGAAGGAGAGUUUCUAUGAAAAUCUGUCACUUUAGUAGUGUCAUUCAAAUUCUGUUCUAGGAGAUAAAAACAUCUUUCUGGACUGAGUAAAGUCCACAAAUACAGCUAAAAACAACUUUCAAACCUUAUCACUUUUCCAGUUUGACACAAUCAUUUGACGUUUUUUGUUAAUAAAUAUGAAAUGUAUAUUACUGUGUGUAUAAUUGAGAGAAUCUUAUUGUGUCUUAAGAUUGGACCUUACCUUUGUUUUUAAGUGGCACUUUGGAACACUCAGCACACUGCUAAUCACCCCUGGAGAUUUUAAACUUUCCUUUUUUGUUGUUGUCUAGCUGAUCUAUUUUUUUGUUACUCUUCACUAUCAACUUUGGCCCCUUUGAGUAGCAGCAGACUCUACUGAAAUGAAUUGUGACUUAGGAAUUAAACAGAAUAAGUAAGGCCAGUUAUAUUUAUUACAGGAGUAUUUUUUAAUGUAAAAUAAUGGAACUUUUUAUCCGCUGCCAUUUUUCAUUCAUUCUAGGGGCAGGUUCAUGAAAAAUAGGUAGUUUCUGAAGCACAAAGACUGUACGUGAAGUGUUUCUAGUAUUUAUCCCACCCUCCAACUUCCGUGUCUUAUUACUUCUAUGGUUGCUGGGCAUUACCAAAUAGGCAUGGUAAAUUCAUUAACAUCAGUAAUGAAUGUUUUGAUAUUCAUAGUACGCCCUUCUUUAAGUGCUAGCAACAGAAUUCAUUAGAAUUCGGUAAAUGUUGUAGGUAAUUAUAGACACACGAGAUCAGUGCCCUGCGCCCUCUUUGCCUGACUUUGGUGAGGUGAGGUGGAUGCUCCCUGGCGCUUUAUGUCUUAUAGGGCAGUGGCACUGUGGACACCUUAUCUGAUUUCCUCACCAAGCUCUGCACUCACCCAGAGUUUGGGAGGUCCCUGGAGACAUAGUCUGAAAUGUAACUCUUCUCACCUGUUACCUUGGAAUAUGUGGAAAAUAUGAGUUUAUUCCUUUCCUCUUUUUUGAUACAGAGGGGUGCUUUCCCCUUAUCCUUUUGAAUCACACGCAUGACAAAAUUUACGAGAGGACAUUGUAUUUAGAAAACUGGAUAAACUGCGUCAAUAUGAAAGGGAUUUAUACAGGAUCAGAUCAUCAGAACCUAAAAAUGUCAGCUGAUCAGUUUUUUAUGUUAGGCUUCUGAGUCAAAGAUUUCUUGGAAUAUUUAGUAACAUAUAAUUAAAUGA